Molecule: messenger RNA, 1741 nt
Organism: Plodia interpunctella (Indianmeal moth)
Lineage: Eukaryota; Metazoa; Arthropoda; Insecta; Lepidoptera; Pyralidae
Gene: Gcat
Product: Glycine C-acetyltransferase
Exons: 9
Coding region: 27-1379 (450 amino acids)
Biological process (GO): biosynthetic process; L-threonine catabolic process
Cellular component (GO): mitochondrion
Molecular function (GO): pyridoxal phosphate binding; glycine C-acetyltransferase activity
Source: RefSeq, a predicted model, not a curated record
AUGUGUGAACGAAAAUCGAAACCUGUAUGACUGGUGUACAAAACAAGUGGCGGUCGCGCCGACCGCGCCUCCGCCGCGCGCACCGCCCAUUCCACGCCAUGGCGCUCCGCACUCAACUCCUGCGCAUCGGUUACAAUGGUUUGCAAGUUCGUCAGCUGAGCGAGUUUAGGCCCAAGGAGCGUGCGGGCGUGGCCAGCCUGCGGGAAAUUCUGGAAGACAGACUCCAGGAGAUCAAGAAGGCAAAGACCUGGAAACAUGAACGAGUGCUAACUUCCCCACAAGAUACUAAGGUGACUGUAAAAGGAGCCAAGGGAGAUUUCCUCAAUUUCUGCGCUAACAAUUAUUUAGGUCUAUCUAGCCACCCAGAAGUGGUAGAAGCAGCUAGAGAAGGCCUAAGCAAAUAUGGAGCUGGCCUUAGUUCUGUCCGAUUUAUUUGUGGAACGCAGUCCAUACAUAAGGAACUGGAAGAAAGACUGUCGAACUUCCACGGCCGAGAAGACACCAUCCUCUACGGCUCGUGCUUCGACGCUAACGCUGGUCUGUUCGAGAGCAUGCUGACUCCUGAAGAUGCGGUAUUCUCAGACGCACUGAACCACGCCUCCAUCAUUGAUGGCAUCAGGUUGUGCAAGGCGCAAAAAUACCGAUAUCCUCAUAGGGAUCUCAAUGAAUUGGAGCACCUAUUAGCACACAGCGAAGCCCGAAUCAAGCUGAUUGUGACGGAUGGAGUGUUCUCCAUGGACGGCAACGUAGCGCCGAUCAAAGGACUGCGGGAUCUAGCUGAUAAAUACAGAGCCUUGUUAGUAGUUGAUGAUAGUCAUGCUACAGGCUUCUUUGGAGAAACCGGACGAGGAACAGAGGAAUACUGCGGCGCGCCAGGCGCGGCAGACAUAAUUUGCUCGACUCUGGGUAAAGCGGUCAGCGGAGCCGCGGGGGGGUACACCACUGGACCUAAAGAGCUGAUCACACUGUUGAGAAAUGUCUCCCGUCCGUACCUAUUCUCCAAUGCUCCUCCGCCGCCUGUUGUGUGUGCUUCAUUGAAAGCGCUAGAUCUAGUAGAAAACAGCAGCGAGUUGAGGCAAAGACUGAAGGAGAACACGCGAAGUUUCCGCUCAGGUGUGAAAGCGGCGGGUUUGACGGUGGCUGGAGACGACCACCCCAUAUGUCCUGUCAUGAUCGGGGACGCCGCCAAGGCUGGGGACCUCGCCAGCGGCAUGUUACAGCGCGGCAUCUACGUGGUAGCAUUCAGUUACCCGGUGGUCCCCAAGGGCGCAGCACGUGUGCGUGUGCAGCUAAGCGCGGCCCAUUCUCCUCUCGACGUCAAGCGAGCGGUGGAAGCGUUCGCAGAAGUCGCCAGUAAUGUUGGCAUUGUCAAUAAAUAGACGGCGAAAUUAUAGAAAUUCCAACCAUAUAAUUAUAGGUGCAAAGUAUUAAAUUUAACGAAGGUUCUGCCAUAAUAUUUGGUAUAUUUGCGUUUAUUAUAUAUUACUUUGUGUUUUGAAAGGUUCUUGGCAGAUAUUUAAAUAAUUUCCUUCUGUAUUGAAGUAUGUUCAUCAUAAAACUACUUUUAUAAUAACUAUUAUAUACCUGGGCCAAUAUGUAAUAUGUAAUUAUUACAUAAAAUGAUGCAUCAUCGAUGUAAAAUUAUAUAAAAAUGUAUUAUCUUUAAAUUAGAAAGUUAUAAUUGCAUUGCGCAACUCAAGUCACUACAUUUGACUGAACAAAUAAAUAUUAUUGUUAAAAA